This is a messenger RNA of Pestalotiopsis fici W106-1, 468 nucleotides long. RefSeq lists its product as uncharacterized. Lineage: Eukaryota; Fungi; Ascomycota; Sordariomycetes; Amphisphaeriales; Sporocadaceae. The coding region runs from base 1 to 468 and encodes 155 amino acids. The record is from RefSeq and is a predicted model, not a curated record. The transcript has a single exon.
AUGCGCAUCUACAGGGCACCAUUCUUGCACUUUGGUGUGCCAUUGUUCACUAUAGAGCUCACAAUAUACGCUGACCAGAUACUCCCCCCCCCCCCUUAUGCCCAAGUACCUCAGCUCAGGCGGCGCCGAUGCACUUUUAGCACUUACCAUCAAGAGUUUAAGCCGCUUGCUGCCAAUUCGUCCGCCGUCAUCCUGCGCAGACACAGACCAACCAUUCAAUAUAACAACCUCUCCUUGCGACCAGGACCACACCCAGGUGAAUCGUCGGCCCAUCGACAUCUUGGCCUCAGCGACGCCUUUUCAUCGUUUCUUGACCGGAACUAUGAUCGCAUUGCAUCGGGCCAUACGAUUCACGGGUUCAUGACCAACAACUGCACUGCGCGCGGCAUUUACACGCCUCUGAACUGCACGCCUCCAUCGGACGACUCCAGUCCCGGCGACAGUCUUACGCAUCGCGAUAUUACCUAA